Xyrauchen texanus (razorback sucker) is the source of this 4707-nucleotide messenger RNA. RefSeq names its product protein inturned-like. Gene Ontology annotation, molecular function: protein binding. Gene Ontology annotation, cellular component: cilium; cytoplasm. The record is from RefSeq and is a predicted model, not a curated record. Bases 462 to 3308 code for a protein of 948 amino acids. Lineage: Eukaryota; Metazoa; Chordata; Actinopteri; Cypriniformes; Catostomidae. Gene Ontology annotation, biological process: vesicle-mediated transport; nervous system development; cilium assembly. The transcript is spliced from 16 exons.
CCACAAGGUCAAACAUUUCGGGUUUUACUAUCCUUAUGGGGACAUUUCCCCACAAAGUGACACACACAGUUUGUCAUGAAAGAUCUUCGACGUGUGUCGGGUAGUCAGACAGUCACAGGAGUCUGGAGAAGUGCUCGAGACCGCAUACUUAUUCUCACAGGCAAAAAAAGAAAAAAAGAAAACUGGAUUCGUCAUCGAAUUCUCCAUAUUCUGCAAAACGAGAACCUGUGACUCAUUCUAUGGACUUCAGCAAUGACAUCUGUCUUUCACAAGAGGAAGAAACUUAAGAAUGCAUGACUUCUUGUCUAAAUCUCGCCAGUAUAUUAUGGAAUUCAACGGCCAAAUAGGCACUAUCAACUGCGUCAAAUGCAUCGCGACAUUGCUUGAGUUCCUCGUGUGCUGUUCAUUAUUUUAUUAGUAGCGACGAACCCGUUUGCCCUCAGAAGUAUGACGCAUAAACAAUGUUUAAUACUGGCUCGGAUGGGAGAUCUUUUCGAUCUUUUUCCAAGAACUUGGAGGAUUUUGACUCUGUACGGAGUGUGCUACUUUACAGUGACUUGGAGCCAGAGUGGUUGGAUGAUGUCCAGAAGAAUGGUGAACUCUUCUAUCUUGAGCUAAGUGAGGGCGAGGAAGAAGCUCUAUUGGCUCAGGUCUCUGCCAGUCAGUCCGCUGCCACCAAUCAUGUGCAUUUCAGUGAAAAGGAGGCAGAGAUCAUUACUGACGAUGGUAAAAAGCAAACAGUCUCCAGCAAUAAAUCCGAAGCAAAACUCAAGAAAUUCGCCAAGAUACUGAGGCGAAAGCGGCAACCGUCUCAAAGAAAAACCUCCAAUGGAAAAGAGGGAGGGGCUUCCCAGCGGCUCACGUCCAUCUUGAAGAAUCAAGCUGGGCAGCGGUCCGGUGUUGUGGUACAACAGCAGCAUCUGAAGGACGUGUGUGUGUAUCUGAACCCCAAGCGGCUCUGCACUGCCUCACUUCCAUCUCCAGAGAGAGGGGGCCUGCUACAGGCCUUGCUGGGUGUUGUGCACCGGCCAGGAGGAAAUUCAGGGAAAAGGGGGGGGGGACUUAUUAUCCAUGGCCUGGUUCCACACAGUCCUGCCAGCAAGUGUGCCGAAAUUCUUAUUGGUGAUGUUCUGGUUGCUGUGGAUGAUGUAGAUGUUACCUCAGAAAACAUUGAGAGAGUUCUCUCCUGUAUACCCGGCCCCACACAGGUGAGACUAACUUUGGAGACCGUUGGUCCAGUUGGGAGCUGUGUAGACUCUGCAGUACCCAGACCGAAAGCAUCUCCCCCAGUCAGUCAGCUGGUCAGACUGCUGUGGGGGGAGGACACAGUUGAGCUCCAGAUGACUAUAGCACAUAUACCACACAUAGUGAUGUACCUCUCGCUCAAACUGGACUCUGAGUCACCACAGGAGGAGCAGGAAAUUUUGUACCAGUAUCCAGUGUCUGAGGCUUCAACUCAGCUGAAAGCUGUGAGAGGGAUUUUUCUAACACUCUGUGACAUGUUGGAGAAUGUAACUGGAGGACAGAUAGUGAGUUCCUCUCUGUUGCUGCAGAAUCAGUUGGUUCAUGUGGGCUACUGGAAGGAGGGAAGCAAUCUGCUGGUCAUUGGCGUACCUUCCAGCAGGGUUCCACUGCUGUACCUGCAAACAAUAAUUGAAGGAGUCGUCCGAACACUCAAGGUCAUGUACGGCUCUCUUAACAGUGCAUUCUGUGAGGUGGAAAACGCUCCUCGUCUAGAUCAUUUCUUCUGCCUGUUAUUUCAGCAGCUUAUCCAGCCCGCCUGUUUGAUUGAUAGCUCUGGACCACCUACCCCAGACAUCUCAGGGACCCUCUUCUUAGAUGGCUUACCAGCUGUACGCUGGCUCACUUUACCACCUGAUAUAAAGGUUGAGGUGGACACUGUCCUAUCAGACUUUGAGUCUUCAGAUUUUGGUGACAUGUCUGAAGACUUCUAUGGCAUGAGGCGUCUUUAUGUCAUUUUGGGCUCCUGUCUGUUCUAUAAGAGAUAUCUGAUAGCGAAUCACCUCCCUAAAGAAGACCUGCUGGAUGUGUGUCUGUACUGUCAGCACUAUUGUCUGCUUCCGCUAGUGUCAGAGCAGCAUGUGGGACAGCUGGUGGUGUGGAGGGAAGUGUUUCCCCAGCGGAGAGCCCAGCCCAGCCCUCUCACAACACCAUCCACAUCACACCUCGGCUACUGUAAACCACAUGCACGGCACUUCCUGCUCAUAGUGGGCCUGAGACACUUUAUGCAGUGUGUAUUGCUGGAGACUGGUGGUUGUACCUCACCUGCUUUGGGUUCUCCUGGUCCAGACUGUGUCUACGUGGACCAGGUCAAAGCCACCCUGCUUCAACUGGAGAGCCUUGAUGCUGGCAUUGAGGAGCGUCUCUCGGCUCCACCCACUCCAUGCCUAUCCUGCGCUGAUUGGUUCCUUCCCGCUGGUGGGCGGGAUCGUCUAGAUGCCGUUGGCAGCUCGCCCAUCUUCAACCGGCUGACAGCAGCCAUCAAACCCCCAUCCCCGACCGUGAUCAGUCGAAGCCUGUUUGGGGAGAUGGGGUCAUCGGGUCUAAGAGGACGAAAACCAAGUCCACAGAGGAGUCAGUCUGAUAGUGGCAGCGAGGGUCAAGGGGAGGUGGUGGAGUCCUUUACUCUGGGUUUGAGUCCUCAUGCCACACCAGAUACAGUGAGGCGAAUGCCCCUUAGUGGCACACGCAGGGACUCCCUCGGGUCAGGCGGGUCAGAUGGCAGCUUAGGCAGUGCAGGAUUUUUCAAGAUUCCGAGGUUAAAACACCCUAACCCGUUCUACCUGGGCUCCUUGAAGAAGAGUCUGACAGACCGGGAAACUGAGGAGAUGCACAAUGUUCUCAAACUAACUGCAGGUGCAGAGAACACACUGUUUCAUUACGUGUUAAUGGAGACCGUGCAGGGCAUCUUCAUUGCACCUACACACAGAGAAGUGAAUCACCUCAGCGGCUCCAUCCACCCACAGCUCAUUCAGAACUUCUACCACUGUUGUCUGUCCAUACGACACGCCUUCCAGCAGAGCCUCCCCACUCGGGAUCGGAGAGGGAUGGAUCGGCCGCAGAGCACUCUGGGUUUGGGUCCAGUCAAAGAACACGGUGUUCUGUUCCAGUGUAAACCUGAAAACUGGACGGAUCAGAAGAAACCAGCGCCCACCAUGACAUACUGGGUUAUAGGGCGAAUGCUUCUAGAACCCGUCCCACAAGAGUUCUAUGUGUGCUUCCAUGAUUCCGUCGCAGAGGUUCCCGUGGAGAUGGCGUUCCGUCUGUCUUUCGGCUUGGCUAUUUAAUAAUAUAACAGAGACUUCUGCAGGUUAUCGUCCUUAACACUACAUGCUGUUGUGCAGCACAGGGCUGGUCUAUGGGAUUUUAUUGAAGGGCAUCUCAUUUCUAUGAGUUAUCUGCAGAAAUUUUCCACUGGAGAAUCCAACAUCAAGGAUACUCAAGCAGCACCCUAUUGUCAAAAAGGCUACUGGUCCAUGCUUUAGCUAAAAUGCUAUCCGUGUAGUAAUCAUGUAUGGUUUAUGUGAUUAAACUUACCUUUUGCUAGAUUUUUUCCAGAAUGGAAGUUGAAAACAGGCAAGUCAGCCAAGGCACCGAAUUUGGUGUUAAGUACAAUAUGUGGUCCACACAAUGUCAGUAGUGAUAAACUAAUUGGAUAAAUUGAUUAACCAGCUCUGAGGGAGUUUUUAACCACCAAUAAAAUACUUCUGAAAUUGGAAGGAACUGAACUAUCUAUGCUGGAUUUCUUAACGGGCACGAUAAGCCCAUGUUCUCUUGAAGGAAUAGUUCACCUAAAAAUGAAAAUUCUCUCAUCAUUUACUCACCCUCAUGCCAUCUCAGAUGUGUAUGACUUUCAUUCUUCUGCAGAAGUCAAAUUAAGAUUUUUAGAAGAAUAUUUCAGCUCUGAAGGUCAAUACAAUGCAAGUGAAUGGAGACAAGGACAUAGAAUCCCCAAAAAUCACAAAGUCAGCAUAAAAUGAAUUCAUAUGGUUUUAUAUCUUCAGAAGCGAUAUGAUAGUUGUGGGUGAGAAACAGAUCAAUAUUUGAGUUAUUUUUUCCUUAUAAAUACCCACUUUCACUUCCACAUUCUUUUUGGUGAUUGCAUUCUUUGUGCAUAUUGCCACCUACUGGUUGGGGCUGGUCAAAGGUUGAGAUUUAUGGUAAAAAAAAAAAAUUAUAUUGAUCCGACACUGAUCUCACCCACACCUAUUAUAUCACUUCUGUAUCAUAGAUUUUUCCCACUGGAAUUGUAUGAAUAAUUUUUUAUACUGAUUUUAUGUGAUUUGUGGAGAUUAAAAGUUCUUCUAGUCAUUGUUCACUUCCAUUAUUUGGACCUAAUGAGCAGAGAUAUUCUUCUAAAAGUUUUAGCAGAAGAAAGAAAGUCAUAAACAUCUGGGAUGGCAUGAGGGUGAGGAAUUGAUGUGAGAGUUUUCAUUUUUGGGUGAACUGUCCCUUUAAUAAAAAAUUUAUUAAUAAAUAAAUGUAUAGGACCGUUCAUUGCUGGAUCAAGCAGAAUUACAUUUUCAGUAACUAUGCAGAAUUUGUGACCACAGCCUUAUGAAAAGUUUGAAAAUGAAAAUGAUUUUUGUACUUUAUUCUAAAGUGUGGAACAUCAUGUUUUUCCACAUUAAUAUUCAUAAAAUAUGCCUAUUAAACAAAUGUGCAUAAUUUAUCAAAUAAAUUCAA